This is a messenger RNA of Aspergillus clavatus NRRL 1, 618 nucleotides long. Its product is annotated as H/ACA ribonucleoprotein complex subunit GAR1/NAF1. Gene Ontology annotation, molecular function: box H/ACA snoRNA binding. Lineage: Eukaryota; Fungi; Ascomycota; Eurotiomycetes; Eurotiales; Aspergillaceae. The transcript has 6 exons. Gene Ontology annotation, biological process: snoRNA guided rRNA pseudouridine synthesis; ribosome biogenesis. The record is from RefSeq and is a predicted model, not a curated record. Gene Ontology annotation, cellular component: box H/ACA snoRNP complex. Bases 1 to 618 code for a protein of 205 amino acids.
AUGUCUUAUCGUGGAGGAGGUCGUGGUGGCUUUGCCACAGGCGCCAACCGUGGAGGAAGUUUCGGUGGACGUGGUGGUCGCGGAGGAUUCUCAGCCCCAACCGGACCCCCAGCACAGGUUCUGGAGAUGGGAACUGUCAUGCAUGCUUGCGAAGGCGAGAUGGUUUGCGAAUCCGUGAAUCCUAAGAUUCCUUACUUCAACGCCCCUAUCUAUCUCGAGAACAAAACUCCUAUCGGCAAGGUCGACGAGGUUCUUGGACCCAUCAACCAGGUCUACUUCACCGUCAAGCCCCAGGAGGGCAUUGUCGCAACUUCCUUCAAGGCCGGUGACAAGGUUUACAUUGGAGGAGACAAGCUCCUCCCUCUUGAGAAGUUCCUCCCCAAGCCCAAGGCUCCAGCAGGCGCGAAACCCAGAAAGACGAUUGGCGGCAGAGGUGGUGCCCGUGGAGCCAUGAGAGGUGGACGUGGUGGUCCCCCUCGUGGCCGCGGCGGCAUGUCGAGAGGUCGCGGAGGACCCAGAGGAGGUGGCUUCGGCGGUGGAGGCUUCGGCGGUGGAGGCUUCCGUGGUGGAAGCAGAGGUGGCGGAAGAGGAGGCCCCCGUGGAGGCUUCCGACGAUAG